AGAGGUUACUUCGACCCGGGAUUAACAACAGCCAGGUAGAGAGAGCUCGACAUCCCCUGUUCCCUGACUAUAGGCGGCGCACCAUCCUUCCUUUCGCCAUCACCGCUUCCUCCGGCGCGUCCGCUGCGUGGUCCUCGCUGGCGAUCGCCACCGGAAUCCUUAACGCGCACUUCUGCCUCUCUUCUCUCAGCCAUCCAUCCUGUCGCCCUCUCCAGCGUUGGCGUCGCCAGCCCCCACGACAAAACUGGGGUUCCUUCAUAUCUUGCCGGGCUUUCCCUUUGAUCGCAAAAGGAAGGACUCGAUCGGGGCCCCUCGCCAUGCCUCGAUACUACUGUGAUUAUUGUGACACUUACCUCACGCACGAUUCACCAUCUGUCAGAAAACAGCACAAUGCUGGCUACAAACACAAGGCAAAUGUGCGUUCAUAUUAUCAACAAUUUGAGGAGCAACAAACUCAGAGUUUAAUUGAUCAAAGAAUUAAAGAGCAUCUUUGGCAGGCUGCAGCAUUCCAACAAGUGGGUGCAACUUUUAACCAACACCUGAUGUCUCUCCCAGGAAACCCUCAGAGGCCCCGUCUUCCUGUGUUAACCCCACCUAUCAUGUCAGGUAUCGCCAAGGGCGAAGAUGUGCAGAAGCAUGAAAAAAGGUGCUGUAGUUCUGAUAUAUACUCUGUGGCCUUCAAUGAUUGACAGUUGAAGCAAUACCAAACUGAGCCCAUUUUGAUUUAUCAACUGUGUCCAGAGUACUUGGCCUUUGAAAGGACUUUUGCUUGUUUGAUAAUCUUGAUCAAGUUUGGGCACUUCCAUGAUCCAUUUCCUACUAGUUCUUCAGAUUCAUCAAUUUAUUGUAGGCUCUGGACACACAAUUCCCUUAUGGUCAUUGAAUGAGCUCUGUUGGGGUCAUCAUUCGAUGGCUGAUAUGUGGAAGAUGUUUGUCAGUCAUCAUCAAGGAUGUAAGAUUCAAACAUUGAUUACAACUGAAAGAUUUUGAAGAA
Molecule: messenger RNA, 994 nt
Organism: Phoenix dactylifera (date palm)
Lineage: Eukaryota; Viridiplantae; Streptophyta; Magnoliopsida; Arecales; Arecaceae
Product: U1 small nuclear ribonucleoprotein C-like
Biological process (GO): mRNA 5'-splice site recognition; mRNA splicing, via spliceosome; spliceosomal snRNP assembly
Cellular component (GO): nucleus; U1 snRNP
Molecular function (GO): zinc ion binding; pre-mRNA 5'-splice site binding
Source: RefSeq, a predicted model, not a curated record